UCAUUCAUGAAAUCAUGCAGCUGAACAAUAAUGUGACUGAGUUCACUCUGCUUGGGUUGACCCAGGAUCCUGUUAAAAAGAAGAUAGUGUUUGUCACUUCCUUGAUUUUCUAUUUGGGGACAUUGUUGAGUAACUUACUGAUUAUUACUACCAUCAAGACCAGCCAGGCUCUUGAGAGUCCAAUGUACUUCUUCCUUUUCCAUUUAUCCUUAUCUGAUACCUGCUUCUCUACUUCCAUAGCCCCUAGAAUGAUUGUGGAUGCCCUUUUGAAGAAUACCACUAUCUCUUUCAGUGAGUGUAUAAUCCAAGUCUUUUGGUCACAUUUCUUUGGUUGCCUAGAGAUCUUCAUCCUAAUCCUCAUGGCUAUUGACCACUAUGUGGCCAUCUGUAAGCCCCUUCACUACGUGACCAUGAUGAGCCCAUGGGUCUGUGGUGUGUUGGUGGCUGUGGCCUGGAUGCGGUCCUGUGUGCAUUCUUCAGCUCAGAUUCUGGCCUUGAGUUUACCUUUCUGUGGUCCCAAUAUGAUUGAUCACUAUUUCUGUGACUUGCAGCCUUUGCUGAAACUUGCCUGUACGGACACCCAUGUGGUCAAUCUACUCUUAAUGUCCAAUAGUGGGGCCAUUUGUACAGUGAGUUUUGUCAUGCUGAUGUUCUCCUACAUUAUCAUCUUGUAUUCUCUGAGAAACCACAGUGCUGAAGGGAGGAGGAAAGCCCUCUCCACCUGCGUUUCCCACAUCAUCGUGGUCAUCUUGUUCUUUGGUCCUUGCAUAUUUAUAUACACACAUCCUGCAACCACCUUCUCCAUGGAUAAGAUAAUAGCUGUGUUUUAUACUAUAGGAACACCUUUGCUCUACCCUCUGAUUUAUACACUGAGGAAUGCAGAAGUGAAAAAUGCCAUGAGGAUGGUAUGGAGCAGAAGUCGAUCUCAGAUGAAAAAGAUAAUUGGAAGUUUCAAAUUUUUCUUCACAGUUUGA
Molecule: messenger RNA, 974 nt
Organism: Ceratotherium simum simum (southern white rhinoceros)
Lineage: Eukaryota; Metazoa; Chordata; Mammalia; Perissodactyla; Rhinocerotidae
Product: olfactory receptor 4C16-like
Biological process (GO): G protein-coupled receptor signaling pathway
Cellular component (GO): membrane
Molecular function (GO): olfactory receptor activity; G protein-coupled receptor activity
Source: RefSeq, a predicted model, not a curated record